Molecule: messenger RNA, 1025 nt
Organism: Glycine soja
Lineage: Eukaryota; Viridiplantae; Streptophyta; Magnoliopsida; Fabales; Fabaceae
Product: 3-hydroxyacyl-[acyl-carrier-protein] dehydratase FabZ-like
Exons: 4
Coding region: 1-642 (213 amino acids)
Biological process (GO): fatty acid biosynthetic process
Molecular function (GO): hydro-lyase activity
Source: RefSeq, a predicted model, not a curated record
AUGACAACAACAGUCUCUGCACUCUCCAACACCUUCUUCAUCUCUCAGAUUUCCCAGCUCGAGAUUUCAGCCUCUGGCUACCCAGUUGAGGAAAACAACCUGCUACAACAUUUUUUGGACUCUCUUCAGUCUUCACCUUCCAUUUUCUUACCCACGUGGUUUUCGUGUUUUGCCAUUGUUGCUGGGUACCCUGCGUUUCCAACAUCAUUGGACAUCAAUAAGAUUCGUGACAUUCUGCCGCACAGGUUUCCAUUUCUUCUAGUGGAUAGAGUGAUUGAACACAAUCCUGGAGUUUCUGCAGUGGCCAUAAAGAAUGUGACAAUAAAUGACAACUUUUUUCCUGGGCAUUUUCCUGAAAGACCAAUCAUGCCUGGUGUUCUCCUGGUUGAGGCAAUGGCACAGGUUGGUGGCUUGGUUAUGUUGCAACCUGAAAUUGGAGGUUCUCGCAAUAAUUUCUUCUUUGCUGGAAUAGACAAAGUGCGAUUUAGGAAGCCAGUGAUUGCAGGAGACACUUUAGUUAUGAGAAUGACACUUAUCAAACUGCAAAAGCGAUUUGGAAUAGCAAAGAUGGAAGGGAAGGCAUAUGUUGGAGGUGAAGUUGUGUGUGAGGGUGAGUUUCUGAUGGCAACUGGGAGCGAAUAAUUAAGACAAACUUCUCCACCAAAAAAGAAAGAGCUGGUUCUGCUGCAUUUAGUUUAACCCUAGAUUAUUUUUUUACUGAUGAACAUGAUCACCACCAUUUGAGUCAUUCGAUCUCAUGUACUUCUCAAACUCAGAUUUCUUGCAAAAUAAUUAUUUAUGGCAGUCCAAGCUACCUUUGCAUGUGUGUUUUUCCAUGUUGCAACUGGGUAUGAUAAAGCUAACAGAUAUUUUGUGUGAAAUUACAAUUAACAUGGCCCAACUUGCAAUUUUCAACUAUCACUGUCCCUUUCACUCCAUCUGGUUUUGGAAAUGAAAUAUAGAUGCAAGUAUUUAUACGAGUUGUCGAUAUUAUAAAUGUAUAAUGCAGAUACAAGGUGAAUGCA